Molecule: messenger RNA, 1111 nt
Organism: Abrus precatorius (Indian licorice)
Lineage: Eukaryota; Viridiplantae; Streptophyta; Magnoliopsida; Fabales; Fabaceae
Product: transcription factor MYB1R1-like
Exons: 3
Coding region: 253-942 (229 amino acids)
Biological process (GO): response to auxin; response to gibberellin; response to ethylene
Molecular function (GO): DNA binding
Source: RefSeq, a predicted model, not a curated record
AGAGAAGUAACUGAUAAGCACGUGAAGGACAGCGCCAGCGGAAAAACAAACAAACUCUGGAAGCCAAAUUCACUCUCGCAACAUCACUGUCAAGCAACUUUGUUUCUGUUUCUUGUUAUUACAGAACUGAGAGAGAGAGAGAGAGAGAGAGAGAGAGAGAGAGAGAGAGAGAGAGGUUUCUGAACUUCCUUUUCUUUCUCCUCCACCGCCUUGCAUGGACUGAGAGCAGCGUCUUCCAUUUCGCCAGUGAAAAUGUGUUCUGCAGAGAAGGAUCAGGGGAUCAUGUUAUUCGGCGUGCUGCUCACCGUACCCGAUAAUAACAACAACUCUUUCAGGAAAAGCGCCAGUAUGAACAACCUCUCUCAAUAUGAACCCUCACCGCCCCACGAUCCCAACGCAGGCUACGCCUCAGACGACGUUGUUCACCCCUCCCGUCACACCCGCGAGCGCAAGCGAGGGGUUCCAUGGACGGAAGAGGAGCACAGGCUGUUCCUGUUGGGAUUGCAGAAUGUUGGCAAAGGAGAUUGGAGAGGAAUUUCCAGAAACUUCGUGAAGACUCGGACGCCAACUCAGGUGGCUAGUCACGCUCAGAAGUACUUUCUCCGUCGUCACAGUCAUAACCGCCGCCGCCGGAGAUCUAGUCUCUUUGACAUCACUACCGACUCGGUAAUGGAAGAAGAACAAGAGAUGUCAUCAGUUAGGCCGAAACCCUUUUUGCCGGUGCCGCCGUCUUCGAAGAUGGCUGAGUUGGACUUGAAUGAGAAGGUUUCUGGCUCUGCUCUUACUGAGUCUCUGCCAUUGUCGCUGAAUCUUCCAACUUCGCCAUCGUCCAAGGAGCAUUCGCCGCGGACUAGUACCCACUCGCCGUCGUCUUUUCAGCCUAUGUCUACUGAGAGUUUAGGCAGUGGCAGUGGCGGGGAUAGCAUUAUCAGUGUUGCUUGAACAAGGAAGAGAAAAAAAAAAAACAGAAAAAUAUUGGGGACUGAAAAAUUUAUUGUGGUCUUGGUUAAUUUUUUUUUUUCUGUAAAGCUGGAAUUGUGUCAACUAAAAAUUGUCGACGAGUUGUAAUUUAGAACAAGAGGAUUAGACAUUUUAAUUAAUAAUUAGAUAA